Molecule: messenger RNA, 654 nt
Organism: Ctenocephalides felis (cat flea)
Lineage: Eukaryota; Metazoa; Arthropoda; Insecta; Siphonaptera; Pulicidae
Exons: 4
Coding region: 1-654 (217 amino acids)
Source: RefSeq, a predicted model, not a curated record
AUGUUACGACAACUAGCGCUUUUAGUUAUUGGUGCAACAGUGGUCUUGGCCCAAAGGCGAUUAGCACUUCCAGACCCAAGAAGUUGUGCCAACCGAGUGAGACACUCGACAUACCGUGAUGCCAGAGGUGUAGCCCAUUCUUACUUCUUCUCCUGGGAACAUCAGCCAACUCGCAGCUUGGAAGUUGAUUGGUUGGACGCCAGGAACAUCUGCCGUAGACAUUGUAUGGACGCCGUCUCUCUGGAAACACCACAGGAAAAUGAAUUCAUCAAGCAGAGGAUAGCACGCGGCAACGUACGUUACAUCUGGACAUCAGGCAGAAAAUGUAAUUUUGCUGGAUGCGACCGUGCUGAUUUGCAACCUGCCAACGUCAACGGAUGGUUCUGGUCUGGUUCCGGCGCCAAAAUAGGACCAACCACCCAACGUAACUCCGGAGACUGGAGUCACACCGGAGGAUACGGACAACAGCAACCCGAUAACCGUGAAGCUGCCCAGGGUAAUGAUGAAUCCUGCUUGUCAAUCUUGAACAACUUCUACAACGAUGGAUUGAAAUGGCACGAUGUUGCUUGCCAUCAUUUGAAGCCAUUUGUCUGCGAAGACAGUGAUGAGCUUUUGAACUUUGUGCGUUCGCGCAAUCCAGGCAUUAGGCUAUAA